AUGUCUAAGAAAAGAACACGUGACGUGACUAAUAAUACAACAGAAGUGGAGAUGCAUGUCAGCAAUAAAAAUGUAUUACAAAAAUGUGAACAACCUAAGUUACACAAUGUUGCUCCAUCAAUUUUCAAACCUGCACCUUUUAGUACAGAUAAAGAUGCAGUUGAAGAACGGAAUGCUUGUGAUUAUAGUACAAAAAUCACUAUGGAUAUGGCCAAUUCUGGCUUAGCUCCUCGAAGAAUUAGAGUAUAUGCAGAUGGUGUUUAUGAUAUGUUCCAUCAAGGACAUGCUAGGCAGUUAAUGCAAGCGAAAACUGUAUUCCAAAAUGUUUACUUGAUUGUUGGAGUAUGCAGUGACAGUGUCACACAUACUUUUAAAGGUAAGACUGUAAUGACGGAUGAAGAAAGGUAUGAAGCUGUUAGACAUUGCCGUUAUAUAGAUGAAGUUCUUAAAGAUGCACCAUGGGAAACCGAUGAUCAAUUUUUAAUAGAUAAUAAAAUUGAUUUUGUUGCUCAUGAUGAUAUACCUUACAUUAAUGAAGAUGGUCAAGAUAUUUAUGGAGGCCUUAAAGAAAAAGGUAUGUUUGUAGGCACCCAAAGGACUGAAGGUGUAUCAACGUCAGACGUUAUUUCUCGAAUAGUACGGGAUUAUGAUAUGUAUGUUAGACGUAAUCUUCAACGUGGGUACAGUGCCAAAGAUUUAAAUGUAUCUUAUUUAAAGGAAAAAAAAUUAAAACUCCAAAACAAAAUGGAAGAACUUAAAGAUCGCAGUAAACGAGUUAUGGGAACUAUUGGUGAAAAAAAGGUAGACAUGUUGCAACGAUGGGAAGAAAGAUCAAGAGACUUUAUUGUUUCAUUCUUAUUGUUGUUUGGCCGAGAUGGACCAAUUUCACAUUUUUGGAAAGACAGUAAAGGUAAAUUGUUACAAGCAUUUUCGCCACCUGGCAGUCCAACUCCAAGUGGACGUAACACUCCAGAUUCGUCUAGUUCAUCGGAAGAAAACUUAAGGUCUCCUCCUAGAAAAUCUAGUAGAACUAAACGAUAUUUGGAAGACGAUGAUGAUGAAGAUGAUGAUGACGAAGAUGAAGAAGAAGAUGACUUGUUAAAUAGAUACAAUUACAUAAAUGGUGAAAAAAGCUCCAACUCCUAG
Messenger RNA from Macrosiphum euphorbiae (potato aphid), 1146 nucleotides. The record is from the annotation of a GenBank genome assembly. Lineage: Eukaryota; Metazoa; Arthropoda; Insecta; Hemiptera; Aphididae.